UGGCGGCAUUUCUUAUGAAGCAAAAAAUGGAUCCGCUCAUGUUGCAGGUGCAGGGAAGUUAAUAAUGAAAAGUGAUGAUGUGUUCUAUACGCCGGGAACUUUACAAAACUGCUCAUUGGUAUUCAACUGUUAGAGAAGUCAUCAACUCAUAGAUCCACUCACUGUAAGGCUAAUAAAUCGAUAUUUUGAAACAAACGGACACCGUCAACUCAUCAAUCGUAAUCACCAUGAAGCUAUCGCCAUGGAUACUGUGUUCUUGCCUCGCAUCUCUCUUCUCCUUCAUCAAGAGGACCGUAUUCCGGUUCCGGAGGAGACGGUCCAGUGAUCCUGGUCUACCUACCACCAAACCAUCAGGGCCCCUGGGCGGUGGGCCAGGUCCUUCUGUCAACGGGUCUAGCGCUCAGAAUUACAGCAAUACUUCACAAACAAAUAACUCUGGCGUUGAUCUUGAUUGGGACGACUGGGGGGAUGGCUCAACUAUGAGCAUCAAGAUUGACCCAACCACACCCACGGUCGCGCCUAGUAAUCAAACGGCGCCCUCGCUCGGCAAUCCAGGCAAUGAAGAGGAAGAAGAAAAAGUAGACUAUUUUGCAGAUAUGGCACCAAGUUAUAAAAAACCUGCCACGAUACGAAAGAAGACGCCCCAUCAGAUGAUACCUGGUCCGUCUUCGUUAACUCAAGGAUUAUCAAAUAGACUUUCUUUAGGAAUGGAUGAAACUGCUCUACUAACGGAUGAGCUAGGCACAUGGACAGAAAACGACAACGGAUGGGAGGAGGAGGCUGGAGACGACUUGGCUUGGGAGGCGGAGCAGGUCAUUAGGGAGAAGAAACUGGCGGAGCGGGAGAGACGCGCUGCCGAGCAACGGCGGAAGAAGAUGGAGAAAGAAGUGCAGAGGAACACCAAGAAGGACAUGAGCAAAUUGGCAACAAAAUUAAAAUGAAGGCGAGAUGAGAAUCAUAUGAUGUUAAAGCUGCGUCCAGAACCUAGUGAAUCCUGUGAGAAGUCCAAAAGAAGUUGACGAUUACAGAGUCGCAGAGAAAGACAAAGGCAAAUCAGCAACAGUUAAAAUGGAAACCAGAUAAGGAUCAUUGAUUACAGUCAUUGAACCAUUCACCUCUAAGUCCUGAUGGCGCCUGUGUGAAUUUGAUAGGAACCCAGUGACCUUAGAGUGGCAAAGAAAGACUUUUUGUGGCAUAUUGGCUA
Messenger RNA from Lytechinus variegatus (green sea urchin), 1204 nucleotides. Its product is annotated as receptor-binding cancer antigen expressed on SiSo cells-like. NCBI's taxonomy places the organism in Eukaryota, Metazoa, Echinodermata, Echinoidea, Temnopleuroida, Toxopneustidae. The transcript is spliced from 5 exons. Gene Ontology annotation, cellular component: secretory granule. The coding region runs from base 228 to 941 and encodes 237 amino acids. The record is from RefSeq and is a predicted model, not a curated record.